GUCCUAAAACUGAGCGCCACCUUAAAACCUGGGGUAUAAAGUUAAAAUCCUUCGCCGGAUUGCGAAUUUGUGAUCGUCAAUUCUGAUCUGAGAUAAUAUAAUGAUAUGUUUUCCCAGUACUGUGCGCACUAAGUCAAGAUAAAUGUCAGUUGAUUAUGCAUCUAAGCUGUCCUACUAUCCCAACAAAGGAGUUUGUGGUGUACCUGAAGUUCUCGAUGACGAUUCCCAACUAAAUUUUAAACUCACUGAACUUGUUAAUUUGGUACGUCGAUCCACCUACAUAGUUGUGCAUACUGGAGCUGGUAUUAGCACAUCAGUGGGUAUACCGGACUUUCGAGGUCCUGGUGGUGUCUGGACGUUGGAGAAAGUUGGAAAGAAGCCUAAACUUUCUAUACCUUUUGAAAAAGUGAUUCCAUCACUAGCACAUCGAGCUCUUGUUGAAUUGGAAAAACAUGAUGUUGUCAAAUUCUUAGUGACUCAAAAUAUAGAUGGGUUGCACUUGAGAUCUGGCUUUCCAAGAGACCGUUUGGCUAUUCUUCAUGGUGAUAUGUUUCUUGAAUCAUGUAGUGCUUGUGGAACUUUAUACGCUCGAUCAACACCUUCAGGAUCAGUGGGUUUACGGCAGUCAUCAGUUGUAUGCACCUAUUUGAAACCUAAUAAACGGUGUUGCAGAGGAAAGCUUCGUGAUACUAUUCUUGACUGGGAAGAUGACCUACCACUCUUAGAUUAUAAUCUUGCAAUAGAACAGUCAAAAAAAGCAGAUCUUCAUAUAUGUAUUGGCUCAUCACUACAAAUGUUCCCUGCUGCCGGUCUUCCUCUUACAAAUGUUUGUAAGACUGUCAAUAACAGAAGUACCAACAAUUGUCCUUCCAUUCAAAAUGAUUAUAAAAUUGAGAGUUCAAAGAAUCUUGGAUCAAAACUAGUAAUUGUUAAUCUGCAGCCAACAAAAAUGGCUAAAUAUGCAACUUUAAACAUAAAUGCACCGGCUGACUUCGUAAUGAAAGUAUUAUGUGAAAAAUUAAAUAUAUUGGUCCCAUCCAUAUCUCCACUCAAUAAUAGUUUGUAUUCACCAGUAAUUGUUUUGAGGUCAAUGCAUUCCAAUUUAAAAGCACAAUGUCCAUGGCGUAUUCUCCCUCAUCCAACCAAUAAGCAUUCACUUCUCAUUGUUCAAACUAGUAGUCAGUGCAUGGAACUAAAAACAAAAAAGGAUGAUGAAACGAGCUGUUUUCAGUCUGAAAUUGCUACAAACGAGUCACGCACUGAAGAAACUGACUUCAAUGGAUCUGAUAUGUUAAAUAGAGUUCUGUUUCCCUCCCGGUUAGUCACUGUACUUGGUUCAUAUUUAGUCGAUCUUUUUAUAUUACGCUGUUGCAUACGUGUUGAUCAUCAUCAAGUUUCAGCAAAGCAGACUAAAAUUCAAAAAAUAUUACAUGCUGUACAAUAUCAUUCUGUACCAACAGCUUUAUUACUUUAUGCAUCAUGCGCAUUCGGUGGGAGUUUAUGGUCUACACGUACAAUUGUCAAUGUAUGGGAAUCAAUUUAUGUUUCUUUAUUUGGCCUACUGUUCUUGGAAGUUUUGGAUCGUUUAGAGCAAUCAUCUGAUCCUACUGUGAAUAAACAAUCCUUAAUUCUUUUCAUGUGUAUUCAGUCUGCUGUUGUUGUGUGGGGUACAUUUUUGCGACCUACUUAUAUUUUGUUCAUUCUUCCAUUAGGAAUUAUCGAAUUAGCAUUCAUCUUAGUCAAGUUUAAGUACAUUUCCAUGAUUCUUUGUUUACCAUCUGUUCUACUUGUUUUUUUCAAUACAUUCAUUUGUGUAAUAAUAGAUACAUUAUACUUUCACAAUGUGAGUUUAUUACAAGCUUUCCAGGUCGAUUUUUCACGAUUUAAGUUGAUAUAUACACCUUACCGGUUUUUAACUUAUAACUCCAACUCAUACCAUGUUUCUUCCCAUGGCUUACAUUCUCGAUUUACACACUUCCUUGUUAAUUGGCCUUUAAUAUUUGGACCUAUUUUUACAUUUCGUUUAUUCACUCAACCUUUACAACGUCGUUCAAUUUCGUCGUGUAUUGCUUGGAUCAGUGUGGUAUUCCCUACAUUUGUUUUGUCUAUUAUACCUCAUCAAGAAGCACGUUUUCUUAUCCCAUGCCUACCGUGUGCUUGUUUCGUUGUUGGUCAGAGUGUUGAUGCUAAAGUCAGACAUACAAAACGAAAAGACGUUUCAUGUACUUGUAUAAGUAUUAUUGUACUAUGGAUAUUUCAUCAGUUUAUCUUGAUUUUAUUUUAUGGGUACUUACACCAAGCUGGGCUAUUUUCUUAUAUGAGAACCAUUCCAAGUAAUGUAACUGGAUGCGUCACUCAUGUAUUCUUCAGAACUUACAUGCCACCUCGUUUUUUGUUAAAUAUACCUUUAGAAAAAUCUUCACAUUAUCCAUCACAGUCUUGCAAAUCACUUAUCGAUUUAGGAGGAUCUAAUGUGACAAUUUUAAACAAUACAAUAAACCAUCUUAAAACAUAUCAAAAUUUCUCAGGUAUACUCAAAUUGGCGUAUCCUGGAUCCAUACAACCGUUGGAAAAUUUACUUCUAUCCUCUUGGGGUAAUGUCGUUAUGUGUGAACAGUUCUUCCCACAUUUAUCAAUGGAGAACCCGCCAUCCAUUCGUCAUCCUUUUGUUUACGAAAACUGGAAAUCUCAAUUAUCAUUACACGUACUAACGAUCAAAGUUUAACUAAAAUAUAUUUUCAUCUAAAUUUUUCUAUGUGCUAAUGUACUUUUUACAUUCGUUUUUUCCAUAAAUCUAUUCGUAUACC
Molecule: messenger RNA, 2807 nt
Organism: Schistosoma bovis
Lineage: Eukaryota; Metazoa; Platyhelminthes; Trematoda; Strigeidida; Schistosomatidae
Source: the annotation of a GenBank genome assembly